CUUUACCUCGCAAACACCCAUUUCUCCAAUGGCGCACUGGGCUACACUGAAACCAUACAUUCUUAGGCGAAUUGCCGCCAUAUAUGAUACCACUUUCUGGCUGGAUACUCCUGAUGAUGUCGAUAUUUAUAAUUCAUUCCUCCAGCUAAACCGAGUUUGCUAGCGCUGGAGAGACGCUAUAAAAGAGAGCCUCCAUACUACCGCGAUUAUCUUGUACUGCGAGCCAACUGCUGACCAGCUACGUCUGUAUGGCAACGCCUCUGGUUCCAAUCAGCUCGCAUCCAGAGGCAUGCAUCUCACAGUCUCAUCACCAUAUCCUAUUCUAUGGAGAACCAACAUUCCGCAUAUUGUGAGAUCAAAGAAUAGUCACUACACUCAAAGGCUGGUUAUCUCAUCUCGAGGCUGUACCAUCGAUUAUUCGUCUCUUGGAGAUAUCCUUGGGGUUUUUGGAUUUAGCACCGUCGAGUGGCUUAGAUUGGAGAAAAUAUGUUUUAUUGAGGAUCCGCAGGCGGCAAAACAGGAUUCAGAUACCGAACCUCCUAUAACUGACGAUAUCAGAGAACGACCGUUACAACCCUCACAGUAUUUCGUAACUCACAUUCCUCAUGGGAAGCAUUUGUGUCGUAGUGUAUCUAUGUAUCCUGUGAAGAAUCCGCCAGUAUUUCCGCUUGGUUAUAUGCUAAACUUUUACUUGCCUCGGCUACAAACAAGAAUUGAAUCGAAUUUUAUACUUUCAGAACUGGACAGCACAUGUUUCUCUUCAUACAUCGCUAGGUUGGUUCUGCACAUCAACAGCAAGAGUGCCGAGGGUUUCCCUAAGAUAUUCGCACCUUCACUUGAAAUUUUAGCACUAUUUUAUUCCGAUAUCGCACAUUCAUGGCAUAUCUUUAGAGGCAGUCUGCCUGGAUCGGUUAUCUUUGAAAAUCUCACAGAGCUUGCAAUCUAUCAUUACCCAAAGAUAAUUGGAUCCUCAGAAGAGUCACGUACAUAUUUCUCGCCUAUAUUAUUUCCAAAGUUAAAGGAAAAUGUUCCGGUUCUAGCUGUUGUCAUCUUAGGCCGGAAGGACAAUGCGCAUAGCGAAGCUGCAGGGUCUAUUGCAAAGGAUCUUUUCAGCAAACCAUUUUCUACUUUCACUGCCGAGUUACAUAUUCAGAAAAGUUUACCAGUUGCACUCCCCGAUACGAUUCUGUGGACGAAAUUAGAAAAGCUGUAUCCUCGGUUCCCUGUUUAUUUUUCUGAUCUCAUCCACAUUCUCCCUCAACUUCCUCGUCUGCGCUGGCUCAUUGUUGGAGCCAUAUACUACACUGGACAUUGUAUAGAGAAUACCGAAUCAGUGCAAAUCUGGAAUAGCAUCCUUACUCAGCUCAUUCUUUUCUCAAGCACCGGGGUUAUACCAACAAUUCCAUCUCUUGACGCAAUGUGCAAUUUGGUGUCUGGAUUACCAUCUCUUCUCAAACUGGCUGUCCCAGAGGAUAUGCUGACUUCUGCAAUAGAUGCACUAUCUACACACGCUAUUUCUCGGGAAUCGAACGAAGGGGUGCUUCAAGUUGUUGGAUACCGUCAAAAAAGAGGCAUGAUUUUAUCAUGACUUUGGAAUCCCUUACACCAACCCUCGAGACGACUGCAUUUUCAAAUAUAUCUGAGCAAGGUGAGGGCAUCAAUACAUUCUUUAUCAUACACUCAUAACCUCUAUAUGAUAUUGCGUAUUUCGCUGUUUAUUUUUCGUCUACCAUUGCUGCACCUCUGAAGACAUCAGAGCUAACAAGAAUAUGUUUGUCGACCAGACCGAUGUCAACGACAAACCUUCAACAGUACAACCGAUGGCUACUCCAUGUGAGAGUUUAGAAUGUGCUCUGUUGACAUUCGGGUCCGGAGUCCCCUGCGCCACCAUAGACAAGACCGAAACGCAUACGUACAAAGGCCCAGAUAGACGACUAGCUUUCCUUCUUCC
Messenger RNA from Linderina pennispora, 1951 nucleotides. RefSeq lists its product as uncharacterized. The record is from RefSeq and is a predicted model, not a curated record. NCBI's taxonomy places the organism in Eukaryota, Fungi, Kickxellomycota, Kickxellomycetes, Kickxellales, Kickxellaceae. Bases 290 to 1588 code for a protein of 432 amino acids. The transcript has 2 exons.